Messenger RNA from Cololabis saira (Pacific saury), 1612 nucleotides. It is a transcript of the gene pmpcb, whose product is annotated as peptidase, mitochondrial processing subunit beta. Gene Ontology annotation, cellular component: mitochondrion. The record is from RefSeq and is a predicted model, not a curated record. Gene Ontology annotation, molecular function: metalloendopeptidase activity; metal ion binding. Lineage: Eukaryota; Metazoa; Chordata; Actinopteri; Beloniformes; Belonidae. The coding region runs from base 31 to 1497 and encodes 488 amino acids. The transcript is spliced from 13 exons.
GCUAUUUUCGCUCUUGUCCCCGAUUAUCACAUGUUCCAUAUAAACAACAUGGCGGCCUCCAUACGCCGUCUCACAUCUGCAGGGCGAUACCAGCUACAAACUAAUUUACUGAAGACACAUUUCUUUAAUGGGCUUAAUGGCACCAGACCGAGACUGCUGGCCACCCAGGCCGCUCCGGUGGCGCUGAAUGUUCCAGAAACCAAAGUGACCACUUUAGAGAACGGACUCCGAGUGGCGUCAGAGGACUCGGGCCUCUCGACCUGCACGGUGGGCCUGUGGAUAGAUGCUGGCAGUCGCUAUGAGAAUGAAAGAAAUAAUGGCACAGCACACUUCCUGGAGCAUAUGGCAUUUAAGGGCACAAGGAAACGUUCUCAACUGGAUCUUGAGUUGGAGAUUGAGAACAUGGGUGCUCAUCUGAAUGCCUACACAUCACGGGAGCAGACUGUCUACUACGCCAAGGCUUUCUCCAAGGAUCUUCCCAGAGCUGUUGAGAUCCUGGCUGACAUCAUCCAGAACAGCACGUUAGGUGAGGCAGAGAUCGAGAGGGAGCGAGGGGUGAUCCUGAGGGAGAUGCAGGAAGUGGAGACCAAUCUGCAGGAAGUAGUCUUUGAUUACCUGCAUGCUACAGCAUACCAGUCCACAGCGCUGGGAAGGACCAUCCUGGGUCCCACCGAGAACAUCAAAACAAUCAACAGAGGAGAUCUGGUUGAGUACAUCACAACUCAUUACAAGGGGCCCAGGAUAGUUCUGUCUGCAGCUGGAGGAGUUUGUCAAGAUGAGCUCAUCAAUUUGGCUAAGUAUCACUUUGGAAAACUUCCUGGCAGAUAUCGAGGUGAAGCCCCAGCAGUUCCUGCCUGUCACUUCACCGGCAGUGAGAUCCGUGUGCGUGAUGACAAAAUGCCUCUGGCUCACAUAGCGAUUGCUGUUGAGGCAGUUGGAUGGUCUCAUCCUGACACCAUCCCCCUGAUGGUGGCCAACACGCUUAUUGGGAACUGGGACCGCUCAUUUGGUGGAGGUGUGAAUCUGUCCAGUAAACUGGCUCAGAUGGCCUGCCAGGGAAACCUGUGCCACAGCUUCCAGUCCUUCAACACCUGCUACACAGACACCGGCCUGUGGGGACUGUACAUGGUGUGUGAGCCCGGCACCAUCAACGACAUGAUGAACUACACUCAGAUGGAAUGGAUGUCUCUUUGUACGAGCCUGACAGAAAGUGAGGUGGCUCGGGCCAAGAAUCUGCUCAAGACCAACAUGCUGUUGCAUCUUGAUGGAUCCACCCCGAUCUGUGAGGACAUCGGGAGACAGAUGUUGUGCUACAAUCGCAGGAUCCCUCUGCAUGAACUGGAGGCUCGAAUUGACGCCAUCGAUGCCAACACCAUCAAGGAUGUUUGCACCAAAUACAUUUACAACCAGUCUCCUGCCAUUGCAGCCGUUGGUCCAAUUAAGCAACUGCCAGACUACGACCAGAUCCGCAGUGGGAUGUUCUGGAUCAGAACCUGAAAACCAGUCUGAGGAACUCUCUAUUGUACAGUAUUAAAAACAAACAAUUUGGAAUAUGGUCUCCAAGCUUUUAUUAAAAAAUAAAGAUCAUAACAUUAAAAUAACAAACAUACUA